Lathyrus oleraceus (garden pea) is the source of this 1550-nucleotide messenger RNA. Its product is annotated as pyruvate, phosphate dikinase regulatory protein 1, chloroplastic. Lineage: Eukaryota; Viridiplantae; Streptophyta; Magnoliopsida; Fabales; Fabaceae. Bases 112 to 1266 code for a protein of 384 amino acids. Gene Ontology annotation, molecular function: ATP binding; transferase activity, transferring phosphorus-containing groups. The transcript is spliced from 3 exons. The record is from RefSeq and is a predicted model, not a curated record.
AAACAUGACACAGAUUAUUGUGGUCUAGCAUUUUAUCAGUAAUCGGAAACGUCCUUAAAAAUAAAAUAAAUAAAAAUAUCCUAUUAAUCUAAUCUGAAAAAGUUGCUAGCUAUGCCAAUUUCUCAAUUAUGUCCAAACACCCAUCCAAUUCUACAAAUCAAAGCCUGCAACCGUAACAACAACAACAACGACACUGGAUCCAAGUCAGUUACAGGAAAACCCAGGGUCAGUCCCCAGCUGAACCGGUGGUCCAGGGCUCGUGCAAUACGUUCCGGUCGAAAAUUGGACCGCUCUAGCCCACGAACCCAAACCCUAGAACCCAACCAUUCUCCCCCUACAGUUCCCUUCGCUGUCGAUCCAGAUGACACCGUCACUGAAGACGGCUCAGAGUUUAGGGCCAAAUCCAUUUAUAUUGUCUCUGAUGGAACCGGUUGGACCGCUGAACACUCCGUUAAUGCCGCUUUGGGUCAGUUCGAUUACUGCUUGGUUGAUCAUGGCUGCCCCGUUAGUACCCAUUUGUUUUCUGGGAUUGAUGAGGUGGAAAGGUUAUUGGAGAUAAUAAAGCAAGCAGUGAAGGAAAAUGCAUUGCUGGUGUAUACAUUAGCUGACUCUUCAUUAUCUUCAGCGGCUGAGAAGGCCUGCAAAUUAUGGGGUGUGCCUUCUACUAAUGUACUGGGACCCAUUACCGAGGCCGUUGCUUCUCAUUUGGGUGUGUCUCCUUCUGGCCUUCCUCGCGGAGCUUCCGGCGUUCCUCUGUCCGAUGAUUACUUUCGUAGGAUUGAAGCUAUUGAGUUCACUAUCAAGCAAGAUGAUGGGGCAUCUCCGCAGAAUCUUGCCAAGGCGGAUAUUGUGCUUACUGGGGUUUCGCGCACUGGGAAGACGCCUUUGUCUAUUUAUCUUGCUCAGAAAGGGUAUAAGGUCGCCAAUGUACCGAUUGUGAUGGGCGUGGAUAUGCCUAAGACUCUCUCUCAGGUUGAUCCAAAGAAAGUUUUUGGAUUGACUAUUAAUCACAGUGUUUUACAGGAGAUUAGAAGAACAAGGGCUAAAACUUUGGGGUUGAGUUCAGAAUCAAGGACUAAUUACUCGGAAAUGGAUUAUAUUCGAGAGGAACUUGAAUUUGCACGAAAGCUCUUUGCUCAAAACCCUGUUUGGCCGGUUAUUGAUGUGACUGCAAAAGCCAUAGAAGAAACUGCAGCAGUUGUAUUGAGGCUGUUCCAUGACCGGAAGCAUAAGUGCACCAUGUCUAGGAUCUCAAAACGCUAUUAGAGAUACGAUUUUCUCUCUUGUUGAACUCCAUAUUGUAAAUCACCAAAGUUGUACACUCUUCAAUCAUAGGGAUCAAUUUCCACUCGCCUAUGCUCGUGAUAGCUCUGUAAAGCCUCCACAUAAUUUCCUUCCGAUUGAGCCAACAUCCGAUAUGGUUGUUGUUCUGUUCAAAGAUUCUCUUCCCUUACUCCUUUGAUUAUGUCAAUUGUCUAAAAUAUGGAUUCAUAAACCAAUAUUUGAAGCCAGAUGUUUGUCUUGGUGGUUUAUAUAUCCUUUUCUUGUUA